Fulvia fulva is the source of this 1173-nucleotide messenger RNA. RefSeq lists its product as uncharacterized. The record is from RefSeq and is a predicted model, not a curated record. Lineage: Eukaryota; Fungi; Ascomycota; Dothideomycetes; Mycosphaerellales; Mycosphaerellaceae. The coding region runs from base 1 to 1173 and encodes 390 amino acids. The transcript has a single exon.
AUGCUUCCUCCAGUCUUGAUCUCGAUCUUCUGGCUUCUCCUUCAGUUCGUCGUUGGUGCUGUCGUCGCCUUUAUUGCAGUGAUAAGCUUCUUGGGCAAAUCAGCAGAGCGGAAGGUCGACACCGUGCAAGGCGUAGUACGAUUGAUCCUGCCGACUUCGCCUCAGCAUCUUGCUACUGAAGAUGUAUGGCGCUUGGUUCUUAUUGCACUGCUCAAGCAUAUCUUGGCCCCCAUAGGAUGGACUACACGGCUACAGCCAGAAGGACAAGGGUUCACGCUUCCGCGGAUUGAGAUCCAUGGACAACUCGACAUCACGGCGGUAGACAUCCAGGCUUUCAGAGAAGCGGUCGCUCUUCACGACGAUACACCGAAACCUCCAGAUACGAUCAGUCCGUUCUUCCUAGUGGCUCUGACAGUGCCAUUGACGAUUCAAACCUUGGCGAGUAACUCAUGUCCCAUCAGACCGCUGGGAGCUGUCAAUACUCGCAACGUCUUCAAGAUACACGACCCUGCACUUUGUCGCAGUCCAGCAGCGCUGCGAGAGAAGAAGCUCACCUACAGUGCUGUAUUUGGUGGUGCAGACAAUUCUGGACACCGACGAAAGCGAGGCGUGGAGUUUUGUAUCACUAUCGAUGUCUUGUUCGAAGGAAAGGCUGUCUUAAGCCAGGAGCUGUGGUACAUGCAGUUCCUGUCUCCUUCCAUCGAGCCCAAGCAUGUGGCAGUUCCGGAGAAGGCGAUAGAUAGCUCUGUCGUGGAUAGUAUGGUGCAUGGCAGGACUCAGAGCCUGGACAUCGGGAUGGACGAUCCCAGGAAAUGGGCUGCGUGCUGCAAAGACUACAACCCUAUACAUGUCUCCAAGUUCACGGCAAGGCUGUUAGGCUUUCGCUCUGUCAUUGCACAUGGCAACCACGUGGCAGCUCUUGUUGUUGAACAGCUUGCGACACUUCAACCCAGUGCAAAGGAGAAGGUCCUUUCGAAGGCAAGAAAAUCUUGCUGGCAUCGCACAGAGCCUUUCACUGUUGAGGUAUCCUUUGCAAGACCUCUGCUUCUUCCGGCUCGAGCUGAGGUGUCUUGGUCGGACGACAAAGGGUACAGCUCAAAGUCGAGCUUCACAGUUUCGGCGAAGGAUAAGAUGUGCAUAUCGGGAUCAAUAUGCGCAUUGGACGAGAAGUAG